CGCCAGCUGUCAAACAUAUAACUCUUCCGUUUAACAAUACAGGACGGAGUUAAACCAGUUUCCCUCGGCAUUGAGAGAGUGCAGGGCUUUUUAUACGCGAAUAUACCGAUAUGCGGAAUACUCCACUUUAUUACAGCUGCCUUUGAACUGCGUUCACUUUUACAUCGUGUUUCGUCAUCAAACAUGGAGAAAUUUGAAGGCUACAUCUUCACUGCGCUCUGCAGCACCAACUUUUUGAUAUCCUGCCUGCUGUUCUCCAGAGUCACUCGGGAGCAAAGGGAGCCGUACAUGGACGAGGUUUUCCACGUCCCGCAAGCUCAGAAAUACUGCCAUGGGAAAUUCAACGAGUGGGACUCAAUGAUCACCACUCUCCCGGGCCUUUACCUCGUCUCCGUGGGAGUCAUCAAGCCCGUGGUGUGGCUCGCUGACCUGACAGGCCAGGUGGUGUGUUCCACGGCCAUGCUGCGCUUCAUCAACCUGCUGUUCAACUGCGGCAACCUCUACGUGCUCUAUCUGCUCAUCUGCAAGCUGCACCUCCGGGAGAAGACACGAACAACUUCACGGCGAGUCCUCUCGGCACUGUCUCUGUCCACCUUCCCCGUGCUCUACUUCUUCAACUUCCUCUACUACACAGACGCCGGAUCUACUUUCUUCACCCUCUUCACCUAUCUCAUGACGCUCUACGGCUGCCACAAGGCCUCGGCGCUCCUCGGCGUCUGCUCCGUGCUCUUCCGUCAGACCAACAUCGUCUGGGUGGCCUUCUGCGCCGGCACUCUGGUGGCCGCCAAAAUGGAUGAGGCUUGGAGGGUGGAGCACGCGAAAAAGAGGGACGAGAAGUCCCCCGCGUCCCAGGUCCCUCUGUCAUUCAGCGGAGCUAAGAAAACCACGCUUUUCACGCUGGAGUUCCUCACCUCCCCCAGCCACGUGAAGUCAGUGCUGCUGGUAGCCUGGCCUUACGCGGUGGUCGGCGCGGGCUUCCUGGUGUUUAUGGUGCUGAACGAUGGGAUAGUGGUGGGCGACAGGACGAGUCACGAAGCCUGCCUCAACUUCCCCCAGCUCUUCUACUUCUUAUCCUUCGCCCUCUUCUUCUCCCUCCCCGUCUCGCUGUGUUACCACCGCGCUCUCCGCUUCCUCCAGGCCCUGAAGAAGCAGCCUCUGUUUUUCCUCUUCGUCACCUGCGUCUGCCUGCUCCUGGUGUGGAAGUUCACCUCUGUCCACAAGUACCUACUGGCAGACAACCGCCACUUCCCCUUCUACGUGUGGAAAAGGCUCUUCCAGAGGCACGAGCUGGUGCGCUUCCUCCUUGUCCCCGCGUACGUGUUCGCGGGCUGGAAUUUCCUGGACGCCUUCAAGGGGCGCUCGCUCUUCUGGAGUCUGGCGUUCCUGGCGUGCCUCCUGGCCGCGACGGUACCGCAGAAGCUGCUGGAGUUCCGGUACUUCAUCGUCCCCUACCUGAUGUACCGCCUGCACAUGCCCCUCCCAUCCCUCCCCAGACUCGUUGUGGAGUUUCUCCUGUACACGGCGGUGAACGCCGCCACGCUUUACAUCUUCAUCAGCAAGACGUUCCACUGGCCGGACAGCACGGCCGCACAGAGGUUCAUGUGGUGAGCAAAAGAGACUGAGAGUCUGACAGCAGGAGCUCAGAUUACAGGAUGUAAUCAAACGAUUUUCCAGAGAACCACAGAACAUGUGAAGUCUCCGAAAUCAAUAAGAAAAGCUUCUGUUACAUUUCAAUGACGGACACAAAUGGCUUAUACUUUCAACAUUUUUGUACAGUGUAACCAAGUAGUGUUCGGGAUCGCCACAGUUUACACUGAGAAUUGAUAUUGCUAGUUUUAACGUGACAGGGGACAGACAAAAAUAUUAAAAAAAGAACAUUAGGUUUGAGUUACGCUGGGGUUUUAUUUUCACCGACGAGGGCCACAAACCCUGAAGCAACGCUGUACAUUUACUGUGAUUCACUUCACAAUUACACGAAAAUGGCCGAGAGUGUUGAAAGAGAAUUACUUUAGUAAAAAGGAAAGUGUUUGGCUUUGCUGAUGCAGUGGUGGUAUCGGUAAAUGGUCUGUUUCGAUGAGAAUUGACUGAUAUGUAAAAGUCGUUUCUACUGCACCUCCAAUUGUUUUGGAUGAAAUGUUGACCCGUCUCCAGGGAGGAAAGAUAAUAAUGUCACUUUGACAUUUUCUGCAGGUUUUCCUGGGAGUCGUCACGGCCGGGUGUUGUUUCUUAUGGCCGUAACUGUUUUGUACUAUAAAUGUAAAUACCAGUUCUGUGAAUCGAUCUUUGCUGAAGUAGCUGUUGACACAAGCUGUAAAUAUGAUUCAAGAGACCAAAAAUGACAGCCAUAUUGUUCAGAAUUUCUAUUGUAUGGGAUGUUUUUGUAAUGAUUGAGAUCCUUGUUUGUUUGGUUUUGCCAGUGGAGAACACUGACACAUUUAUAAUCACAGAGAAGAUACAUGUUUUUACUUUGACCAAGCCAUAAAGACUCACUGGAAGUGAUUGAGAAUUCAGAUGUUUCUUUGUCAUUUAGUUCGUUUGGUUGUACUUUGUGAUUUAUUUGUUAACUCACUGUAUCUCCUUUCUGUUGGCUUAUUUCAUUGUGCCUGGUUUGUGUCUGUUUCACUGUCAUUUUUCUAUGUAGAUACAUGUGAUUUAAUCAUAAUCUGUCCAUUCAGCUGUAUGCUGUUCAUUCCAUUGUGUGUAUACCUUUGAAUAAAAUGACUCGUGC
Messenger RNA from Anarrhichthys ocellatus (wolf-eel), 2728 nucleotides. RefSeq names its product ALG10 alpha-1,2-mannosyltransferase (gene alg10). Gene Ontology annotation, cellular component: endoplasmic reticulum. The record is from RefSeq and is a predicted model, not a curated record. Gene Ontology annotation, biological process: protein N-linked glycosylation; dolichol-linked oligosaccharide biosynthetic process. Gene Ontology annotation, molecular function: dolichyl pyrophosphate Glc2Man9GlcNAc2 alpha-1,2-glucosyltransferase activity. The transcript is spliced from 3 exons. The coding region runs from base 184 to 1608 and encodes 474 amino acids. Lineage: Eukaryota; Metazoa; Chordata; Actinopteri; Perciformes; Anarhichadidae.